AUGGUGAAGGGAUUGGAUGUUCAGCAGAGACUUGCUGGUUGUGAGUUGUGGGAUCAUGGCAGGCCAGAUCAAAUAACAUCAUCAGACGCAUUCAAUGGAGUAGGUGGGGAGGGGCUGCAUUUUUCAAACAAAGAUUCCUACGCUGUUGAAUCAAACUGGGCUACUAAGUGGACGACAACAAAACAACAGAUUGUAAAAAGUCUGUACAAGAACUUUUACCUUCCAGUCUGCCUUAAGACACUAAAGAGCUUCCUGAAGACGACCAGAAGCCGUGUGUUGAGGAGAGUAAAGCCCAGAGUCAGGCUGCUUCAGAAGACACUCCAGGACUCCGGAGGGGCCAAGGUGACCUGUCUGGCCACCGGUUUCUACCCCCGUCACAUCAACCUGACCCUGCUCAGAGACGGCCAGCCUGUGUCUGACCACCAGGUCACUGGGGGGGAGCUGCUACCUAAUGGAGAUGAGACGUACCAGAUGAGGAAGAGCCUGGAGGUCAGCGCAGAGGAACUACAGCAUCACCACUACACCUGCACAGCUGAACACCUCAGCCUGGACAACAAGCUGGACAUUCAUUUGGAGCGUGAGUGGACAACAGCCCCUAUUGCAUCAUCUGUGGCAGUUCUGCUUGGCCUGCUUGGAGUCACCUGUGGCAUCAUCGUAUGGAGGAGACGGCAUGCAGGUCAGGGCUCCAACGCUUCACUCCAGAGCAUCUACAGUGAAGCUUCCAGUGAGAGAGUUAAGCGGAGUACGGCCCAGAACAAGGGGAGGGAUGACAAGAAUCAACAACAUAGUCAACUGCAAACUACAUCAUGAAGACUGGAGAUGCAUGUUAAACUACUGGAGCUAGUGGCAUAUCUUGGUAGCCUAUUUAGAAAUCUCGAAACGGUUAAUUCAAAUGAAAUCACUGUUGCUUUUCAGUCUUGAAGGGAUAGUUUGCUUCACACACAACCUAUAGGGUCUAUAUGGUUAGCCUAUGGAGGAUUAUGAUGAUUUCAAGUUCAAACUGUCAUAUGAAAGAAAAAGUACGUUAAUACGUAAAUUACUGUCUCGCCAUGAAGGAUGGCACUCAUCCCACACACGGACUGUUUGCCCCCCUCACAUCAGGCUAGUGGCUUCACCGCGAAUACAACCAGACCGAGGAGCAGCUUUUUCCCAGCUGCUGUUAGACUAAUAAACAGGACACCUCAGACCUGACCACAGACUGCUCCCGGCACCUGCGCUUCAGUCAUGGACUUACUUGAGUUAGGCUACUGACUUGAGUUAUCCUGAACACUGCUGCUACUCACUGAUCAUACUGCAAUGAUGUAAUGUGUAGUUUGGGCAUUUUUCACCCUUAUUUUACAGUUUUUC
Messenger RNA from Sardina pilchardus (European sardine), 1347 nucleotides. Its product is annotated as major histocompatibility complex class I-related gene protein-like. Gene Ontology annotation, cellular component: external side of plasma membrane. The transcript is spliced from 6 exons. Gene Ontology annotation, biological process: immune response. The coding region runs from base 1 to 810 and encodes 269 amino acids. Lineage: Eukaryota; Metazoa; Chordata; Actinopteri; Clupeiformes; Clupeidae. The record is from RefSeq and is a predicted model, not a curated record.